CACCCCGUGCACACUCUUCUGUAUAAUUCAUCAUAUUGUAUUGUAUCUACAGGCAGUGAACCCCUUGAGCACGGGGCCCGCGCCUGGCUUGUUCUCCGCCGAGUCUCCAGCACCUAGGACAGGGCCUGGCACGAAGUAGGUGCACAGUGAGUAGUGAAUACUGGAGUGAAUAGAUGCAAGAGGGCUGGUGUCUUUUGGAAAGCAGCGCUCAGUGGCUGAGAACUCCUGGGUUCCCUGCUGGGCAAGGGUUAGGCGUACAUUUGCCAGGGUGUUAAAGAAGGAACGCAGGGUUCAAAUCCCAACUCCACUUAGCCUCCCCCACACUGCGGCGGCGCCGCGCCUUUUUUCCGACCCAACUGAGCCGGAAGCGGAGGCGCGGGCUUCCCAUGAUGCCCCGCGAGACCUUUAUUCUAACCGCAAGGAGUAGCCGUAGGGAGGUCGUGAUGGCGGCGCCGGAGUCGGAGGUUCUGUCCCCAGCCGCAGUCCCUGAUUUGGAGUGGUAUGAGAAGUCCGAAGAAACUCACGCCUCCCAGAUAGAACUACUUGAGACAGGCUCUACGCAGGAACCUCUCAACCCUUCGGAGUCCUUUUGCCCAAGAGACUGCAUGGUACCAGUGGUGUUUCCUGGGCCUGUGAGCCAGGAAGGCUGCUGUCAGUUUACUUGUGAACUUCUAAAGCAUAUCAUGUACCAACGCCAGCAACUCCCUCUGCCCUAUGAACAGCUUAAGCACUUUUACCGAAAACCUUCUCCCCAGGCAGAGGAGAUGCUGAAGAAGAAAUCUUGGGCCACCACUGAGGUGAGCAGCAGGAAAUGCCAACAAGCCCUGGCAGAACUGGAGAGUGUCCUCAGCCACCUGGAGGACUUCUUUGCACGGACACUAGUACCGCGAGUGCUGAUUCUCCUUGGGGGCAAUGCCCUAAGUCCCAAGGAGUUCUAUGAACUCGACUUGUCUCUGCUGGCCCCCUACAGCGUGGACCAGAGCCUGAGCACAGCAGCUUGUUUGCGCCGUCUCUUCCGAGCCAUAUUCAUGGCUGAUGCCUUUAGCGAGCUUCAGGCUCCUCCACUCAUGGGCACCAUCGUCAUGGCACAGGGACACCGUGACUGCGGAGAAGAUUGGUUUCGACCCAAGCUCAACUAUCGAGUGCCCAGCCGGGGCCACAAACUGACUGUGACCCUGUCAUGUGGCAGACCUUCCAUCCGAACCAUGGCUUGGGAAGACUACAUUUGGUUCCAGGCACCAGUGACACUUAAAGGCUUCCGCGAGUGAAUGAGUGCUUCUUAAUCCUAAAAACACAAUGGCCGAAUUAUCUUUCUCCACGUGGCACUGAAUCACCCAUCUAGUUUGGAGCUAGAGUUGCUUCCUGGUGAGAGAGGAAGCAACUCUCCUUCUGGUUGUCUGCCUCCCCUCCUCAGAUUUCCUGACAGGCUGAUGGCAAUGUGGCUGUGACUGUAAUCAUUGCUGAACAACAUCUCUUUGAAUCAAAGGUUGAUUUUCCCAGAGGGUGCUGGGUCAGGCGAUUCUGUUAGGGGUUGGAAAGCAAAGAUGGGUCCAUAGACACUCUAUGGAGGUGUCCCUUUCUGCUCUUUGCUGUGUCCUUUCAGAAUUUUUACCAGGAACAUAAUGUGGAUGUGACUUAUAAACUUAAAUAUAAAAUAAAUAGAUUCUUAUUAUA
This is a messenger RNA of Nomascus leucogenys (northern white-cheeked gibbon), 1674 nucleotides long. It is a transcript of the gene MAD2L1BP, whose product is annotated as MAD2L1 binding protein. The record is from RefSeq and is a predicted model, not a curated record. Gene Ontology annotation, biological process: regulation of exit from mitosis. Gene Ontology annotation, cellular component: nucleus. NCBI's taxonomy places the organism in Eukaryota, Metazoa, Chordata, Mammalia, Primates, Hylobatidae.